Sitodiplosis mosellana (orange wheat blossom midge) is the source of this 6605-nucleotide messenger RNA. RefSeq names its product laminin subunit gamma-1 (gene LanB2). The record is from RefSeq and is a predicted model, not a curated record. The transcript has 18 exons. NCBI's taxonomy places the organism in Eukaryota, Metazoa, Arthropoda, Insecta, Diptera, Cecidomyiidae. Bases 1026 to 5921 code for a protein of 1631 amino acids.
GAGUUUGUGUUGGGAUUUAUGCUGUGCGACACACGAAGCCGAUGCGCGCUGUGUGCUGCUCAAGCAUACUUCACCCAACCACGACACAUAUGAUUUUUGUCUAGUUUAAACUGAAUUCGAGUGAUGCGUUUUAGCGUACAGUACUAAAACUUCUGUCGAUUGUUGUAUGGCGAUGGUGCUGGUGCUGCUGAUCGUCUUGUUCAUUCAUUCUCCUUCUGUCUUUCUCUCCCUCGCUUGCCGUCGCACUGGUGAUUGGAUGCUUAUGUAUGGGCGCGCGCAUAAUGUGGCCUGCGCACUUAAAACUUACUCAAAAGGAAUAAGAAAAAAGAAGAAAUAUAUAUGAAAAAAUAAAAGAAAAGUAAACGAAAAGAAGCAGAAAAAUACGGUCAAUAUGUUUUCUUCGGGUUCGGUUCUCGGUGUAUGUGUGUUGCUCUCUCUGUGUGUGUCCGCAUUGGUGUGUGAGUUUGAUUUGUUGAAGAGAAGAAAAAAAAAUGUGUGUUGUAUUUCAUGCAUGCGCCUAUAUAUGUAUUCGUAUGCACUGAGCUUGGUUCCUCUUGCGCUCUGUCGCUCGCACGCUACUGCCAAUGCUUUUCAGCCGAAUAGGAAUUGUACGAAAUUGUUCAGUUUCGUUUUGGUUUUUGGAUACACAACAGGUCACAACCAAAAGUCAGUGUGUUCGUUUACUUUGUUGUGUGUUGUUUGUCAGUCGAGAGCGGGCGAGCAAAUCACUUACGAAAUGUAAAAGCAUUUCUCUUGUUCUUAAUGCGGUGGUUUGUUCUUGAUAAAAUGCUGAAAUUGUACUGAAGUGAAAAUGAAGUUGAAUUUAGCAUAGCAUUUUAAUCUAUGUUGGCAACACGACAAAACGGAAAACGGAAAGUGGUGAAGUUAACAAUUACAACAACAACAGAAAAGAAGAAGAAAAUAAUAAGUCAAGUGUGAACGAGAUUAAAACCAAAUUCUCAUUUCAACGAGGAAGAAGAAAUUGAAGAAGAAAAAAAACACGCAACACAUAUAAUAAACAAAACAUGAUGAAAGUGAAGUGGACUUUGCAGUGGCUAUUUGUGAGCAUUAUAUUAGGCUUAGAUUAUUUACAAAAAAUCAGCGCUACUCCAAAUGAAGGUGCAGUUAGCUAUAUACCGGCAUUAGAAUGCUACGAUCCAUAUGGAAAACCACAGCGAUGUAUACCAGAGUUCGUGAAUGCUGCUUACGACCGACGAAUGGAGGCAACAAAUACAUGCGGCGAAAGUGGACCUCAAGAAUACUGUAUACAAACUGGAUACUCAAAUCGAAAGAGUUGUGACAAUAUUUGUAAUCAAGGCGAUCACAGUUCCGUGUUUCUCACCGAUCUGCAUGAGCCUCAACGGCAAACGUGGUGGCAAUCGGAGACGAUGUUGGAAGGCAUUCAACAUCCGAACCAAGUCAAUUUAACAUUGCACCUAGGGAAGUCAUUUGAUAUCACAUACAUCCGUAUUGUGUAUUAUUCGCCGCGUCCAGAAUCGUUUGCUAUUUACAAGCGUCAAACAACGAACGGAUCAUGGAUUCCAUAUCAAUACUAUAGUGCCACGUGCCGAGAUACAUACGGUUUGCCUGACAGUUUGUCGGAGUUUCGCACCGGCAAAAAAGGUGAAUCGGAAUCACGUGCAUUCUGUACCAGUGAAUACAGUGAUAUUUCACCAUUGCGUGAUGGUAACGUUGCAUUCUCAACACUCGAAGGAAGACCCAGUGCAUACAACUUUGAGCACAGCCUCGAAUUGCAGAACUGGGUAACUGCAACCGAUAUUCGUAUUUCGUUGGACCGUUUGAAUACGUUCGGUGAUGAAGUGUUUGGCGAUCCACAAGUAUUGAAAUCAUACUUUUAUGCUAUUGCUGAUGUUGCAAUCGGUGCAAGAUGCAAGUGUAACGGUCACUCCGAUAAAUGUGUUGUUGGCACAGGAUUGAAUGGAGAACGAUCAUGGGUGUGCGAGUGCAAGCAUUACACGGAUGGACAAGACUGUGAAAAGUGUUUGCCGUUCUACAAUGAUGCACCAUGGGGAAGAGCCACAUCGAAAAAUGUACACGAGUGCAAACCAUGCAACUGUAACGGUUAUUCGCAAAAGUGUUUCUUUGACAAGGCAUUGUUCAAUCUAACCGGUCAUGGUGGCCAUUGUAUUGACUGUGCAGCUAAUCGCGAUGGACCAAACUGUGAACGAUGCAAAGAAAAUUACUAUAUGCGAUCGGACGGUUUCUGUAUCAAUUGUGAUUGUGAUCCGACCGGAUCACGUUCAUUGCAGUGCAACAGCGAAGGAAAGUGUCAAUGUAAACCAGGUGUAACCGGCGAAAAGUGUGACCGUUGUGAAGCCAACUACUUUGCAUUCGGCGAACACGGAUGUCAACCAUGCGGUUGUGAUCCACGCGGUUCAUUGGACAAUAUUCCAUCAUGCGACCCAGAAACUGGCUACUGUUCGUGCAAAGAGAAUGUCGAAGGAAAACGAUGUAAAGAGUGUAAACCGGGAUUCUUCAGUUUGGAUUUGGAGAACAAAUUCGGUUGUACACCAUGCUUCUGUUACGGUCACACGUCGGAGUGUCAAAGUGCUCCGGGCUAUUCGAUUGUUUCAACCACGUCGGGCUUCAACAAACACAAAGAGAAAUGGACAGCCGUUGAUGAAUACAGCAAUCCAGUCGAUUUGAAAUACAAUCAGUUUAGUAACAGCAUCGGAACGACAGCAAGAGGCAAUGAACACAUUUAUUUCUUGGCACCCGAACGAUUUUUGGGCGAUCAAAGAGCUUCGUACAAUCGACUAUUGAAAUUCCGCUUGCAAUUGGUCGGUCAAGUUGGUCCAAAUCCAUCGCCAACUGAUGUUAUUUUAGAAGGUGCCGGCACCAAAAUUUCAUUACCCAUUUUCGCACAAGGCCAUAGCCUGCCAAAUCAAGAGACACGCGAAUAUGCGUUCCGUUUGCAUGAAAACAGCGAGUAUUCAUGGCAACCGAGCCAAUCGUCACGUGGUUUCAUCUCGAUUUUGAGCAAUUUGACGGCUAUUAAGAUUCGGGCCACCUACUCGACACACGGCGAAGCAUUUUUGGAUGAUGUUGAAUUGCAAACAGCGAACCGAGGAACGGCCGGUCGACCAGCCACAUGGAUUGAACAGUGUACAUGCCCAGAAGGAUACAUUGGCCAAUUUUGUGAGUCGUGUGCACCGGGAUACCGUCAUAGUCCAGCACGUGGUGGCCCAUUCAUGCCAUGCAUCCCAUGCGACUGUAAUAAACACGCCGAUAUUUGCGAUUCAGAAACGGGGCGAUGCAUUUGCCAACACAACACAGCCGGAGAUAAUUGUGAUCAGUGCGCAAGAGGAUACUAUGGAAACGCUUUGAACGGAACCACAUACGAUUGUAAACGAUGUCCAUGCCCAGACAAUGGAGCCUGUAUGCAAAUGGCCGACGAAUCAGUCAUCUGUCUCGAGUGUCCAAUUGGUUAUUUCGGAUCACGAUGUGAAUUAUGUUCAGAUGGAUACUAUGGCGAUCCAACCGGUCUUCUUGGCCCAGUACAACUUUGCCAAGCUUGCGAAUGUAAUGGAAACGUUGAUCCAAACGCCGUUGGCAAUUGCAACCGUACAACUGGUGAAUGUUCGAAGUGUGUGUACAAUACUGGUGGAUCGCAUUGUGAACAAUGUUUGCCGGGCCAUUUCGGUGAUCCAUUGUCAUUGCCACAUGGAAACUGCGAGCAAUGCUCAUGCUAUCUACCAGGAACAGAACAAACUGAAGAUGGAAUUUCGGUUUGCGAUUCACUCACUGGAAACUGUCGUUGUAAACCAAAUGUUAUCGGUCGCAAUUGUAACGAAUGCCAAAAUGGAUACUACAACAUUGUUUCGGGCAAUGGUUGCGAGAGCUGUAACUGCGAUCCAAUUGGAAGUUUUAAUAGCUCGUGUGAGAGAUCCACUGGUCAAUGUUAUUGUAAACCAGGUGUUACUGGCCUUCGUUGUGACCAAUGCUCACCAUAUCAAUAUGGAUUCUCACCUGAGGGAUGUAAACCAUGUGAUUGUGACGAAAGUGGAUCAAAGGGCUUCCAAUGCGAUGCAUCUGGUCAAUGCCCAUGUAACGACAAUGUUGAAGGCAGACGAUGCGACAGAUGCAAAGAGAACAAAUACAAUCGUCAUCAAGGAUGUUUGGAUUGUCCCGAUUGCUACAAUUUGGUACGGGAUGCUGCCAACGAUCAUCGCCGAAAGUUGGCCGAUUUGAAGAGUAUCUUGCAACAAAUUGCAUCGAAUCCAACGGUCAUUGAUGAUGCAGAAUUUGAGGCGAAACUCAAAGCGGUUGAAGAUAAAAUCAAUAUUUUGGCUGAGGAUGCUAAGUCUGGCGCGGGUGGCGGUGACCGUACAUUGGUUGAACGUAUCGAUGACUUGCGCGAACGAUUGAAUAACGUACAAAAAUUACUCGAUGAAUCGGAUAGUUUGAAAGAUACAACGGCACAAGAAAUUGAAUUGGCCAGUCUAAAUGUAUCGAAAGCUGAAAGCACCAUUGCGAACGCUCGCAAAACUUUGGACGAAGCUUCCGAGCUGUUGAACACCGAUGGUGCUACGGCAUUGGCCAGAGCCAAGGAUCGUUUCGACCAAUUUGGACAACAAUCAGAGCAAAUCAGUGAAAUUUCACGAGAGGCACGUGCUCAAGUGGAUCUUCUGGAAAAACAAGCGGAUCAAAGUAAACAGAAUGCAGUUGAUGCAAACGAAAAGGCAUCAAAGGCUUACGAAUUGGCUAGAAAUGCAUUGAGCCAACAGCAACAGAUCAGCGAUGAAUUGCGUGCAAAUAUUCGUUCUGAAAUCGAAGAGUCGAAGAUCGCAUUGGAAAAUGCCAUUGGAUUAUCGAAUGAUGCAUUGCAGCAAGCCAAUCAAGUCUAUGACGAAGCAUUGACACUGAUUGCAAACAUCAAUGCAUUAUCGGUGCCAGAUAUCAAUUUGGAAAAACUACGAACGGAUGCCAUUAAGGCAAUUCAAGAGGCCGAACGUUUACAAGCUGAAAUCGAUCGAUUGACGUCGGAGCAUGACGCUCUUCUUGUUGAAUACGAUGAGAACUCCGAUCAUGGAUCAGUAUUGGUUGAACGAUUGAUCACACAACAGGAUGAUGCCAUCAAGCUGUUAGAACAUUUGAACUUUAUCAAUAAGAACGCCAAGGAAGCAGUCGCUUUGGGCGAUGGCACAUUGAAAGAGGCUAACGAUACUUACCAAACACUAACAGGCUUUCAAACGCAGGUGCAGCAGUCAUCAGAGAGUGCCAAAUUGGUAUUGGAAACCGUGCCAGAUAUUGAGAAUCAAAUUCGUGAAGUGGACAGUGUCGUUGGUGAAGCUGAAAAUGCAUUGCAAGGUGCCCGUUCAAAUGCCGAAGAGGCUCGUCUGAAUGCACAUGAGGCACAAGAGAAAUAUGCCGAACAAGCUUCACAGGAUGCUGACAUUAUUCGACGAAAGGCAAACGAAACCAAGGCAGCUGCUCAUCAAUUGCGUGGUGAAGCCGAUCAUUUGAACGGAAGAGUUGUUGUUACCGAAAAUCGGAUUGCCAAACUUAGCGAUGCAGUUAAAGAAGAUAACGCCUUAACUGACGAAGCAAAGGAAAAGGUUGGACAAGCAAAAUCCGAUUCGGAAGAAUCUACCGCCCAAGUGGAGAAGGCAUUGAACGAGGUGAGAGCCAUUAUGGAUGAAUUGAAGAGUUUGAGAGACAUCAAUUUGGAUGAAUUGGAUGCGCUUGAAAAACGAUUGACUGCCGCCGAAGCCGAAGUGAAUCGCGCCAAUUUAACCGAUCGUUUGGCUGAUUUGGAUCGCGUGAAGAAUGAACAAAAUCUAUCGAUUAAAUCAUACCAAAAUGAAGUGUCACAAUUGGAAUCCGAAGUGAAUAACAUCAAGCUCAUUUCCGAAGCACUACCAAAUGAUUGUUUCAAACAGCCACGCUUGGAGCCAUAAAAACAGCACUUGCUAGAGCGAGCAUAAACACACACAUGCACACACAGUCGCACCGAACAUUUCAUUUUACUUUUAGCCAGUGAUAGUAUUGAUUUGGAUGGAGACUUAAGUAGCCAAACAUUUCUACUUAUCAUACGACAAAAUGCUACAAACAGUUUUAAAAAAAAAAGAAGAAUAUAUAUAAAUAAAUUAAAUGAAUGGAUUGUAACCAGAAUUCCGAACAAGAAAAAACAAAAAUGAAAAAUAGACAAGAUAAACAACUAAAAAAAAGAAAACAAUAUUAAUGUUUAGUGUAUAGAAAAUUUGCUACAAAAAAAAACAACAUGGAAGAAAAAAGAAACGAAGCAGAGGACACAUUUAUUGCUAUAUCUGCCGAAUGAAUCAAGUGCCAAUUGACAUUCAAUUUUUUUCUUAUUAAGCCAUUCAUGACUACUGCAUUUAGGACAUGAAGAGAAAUAUGAGUUAAACAAAUUAUGCUUAAGUGACAUUUGUCUAAGUUACUUACUAAAGGAAUGAAUAAUUCAAUACCAAGCUUUUUUUUUUUUUUUUUGAAAAAAAGAUUGAUUUUCAAAAUAGAACAAUCAACGUUUUUUUUUUGUCAGUGUAAGUCUUUGUAAUUGAAAAUGCCAUUUAGAAAAGCCAAAAAUGCAAUUAAAAUUUAAACUAUGUUUCGUUCAUAACAGA